This is a messenger RNA of Tinamus guttatus (white-throated tinamou), 2351 nucleotides long. The record is from RefSeq and is a predicted model, not a curated record. Lineage: Eukaryota; Metazoa; Chordata; Aves; Tinamiformes; Tinamidae.
GAUGCUGCAGGAUGACCUUCAGCUCAGUGAUAGUGAAGACAGUGGUGAUGAUCAAGUUGUUGCAAAGCCGCCUGCUUCAUUGGCUCCUCCAAGUGCCCCGCAGUCGCAGCCGCAGAGUGUGGCAUCAGCACAUUCCAGCAGCGCGGCGUCCGGGAGCACCAGCGACUCGGACAGCUCGUCGGACUCGGAGACGGAGAGCAGCUCCAGCGACAGCGACGCCCCCGACCCUCCGAGGCCGUCGGCACCCGAGGAGAACAAGGAGCAGGGAAAGAUCAUCAGCAGCAACUCCUCUCAUGAGCGGCCCGGUCUGAAGGAGCCUCAUCCCAGGAACUCCAGCCGAGCGGCCAGGGCUGCGCAGGAUGCUCAUCUCCCGAGCAAGCGAAGCUGCCACAAGUCGCCCGUGCGUAGCGAGGAGCCCUCGCAGAGGCACAUGGUUGGGAUCAAAAGGCCCAGCAAGGUCCCUGUGCGUGAGGGGCCUGAGGGAGGCCUGAAGGUGGAGGGUGAACCUGGUCCAUAUGAGGUCAAGGACCAGUUUUCCAGAGACAAGCCAAAAGUAAAAACGAAAGGGAGGCCCAGAUCCAAGGAUAAAAAGGAAUGGAAACCAACGUCGCAGGAGCCCUCUGAGAACAGAAAGCACAAGAGCUCACAUCAGACCAGCUCCAAGGCCCUCCUGGACCCUAAGCCUGUGAGAGAUGCCCUGGUUGGCAGUGCCCAAGAGCACCUCUGUGUCAACCCCCUCACCCAAAGCCAGGGCACGACGCCCACCAGGACUAGCAGCAGUAAGGCCGCUCUUGCGGUCAGGGAGGAUUUCCACAAAGACAAGUUUCUCUCGCCUGUUAGGGAGAAGUUGUUAUCGCCUGUGAGGGACUUCCCAAUCCCGCACACCCUCGUGGUGAAAAUUGAGCUCGCCCUCCUGUCGAGGAUUCCUCAGCCUCCCGGGAAAGGCAGUCACCAGAAAAAAGCAGAGACUAAAGAGCUCCUGGGUGCAAGGAGGCAGGACUUGGAGAGGAAAAGCACAGACCUUCCUGAGAAGUCCUUCAAAAAGAGGAAGAGAGAAAUGGAGAAAGAGAUUGAUAGGAAGAAGAUGAAAUCGGACAAAGAAACCAAAUCAUUGCAGUCUUCAACUCACAAAGACUCCAGUAAAUUGAAAGUAUCAAAAACUUCAGUGGACAUCCAGAAGAAAGAUGUCCUGCUGCCCCCACCACUGCCACCCCCGGCUUCUGCACAUCCUGCGCCAAAGCCAACCAAGAUGGCCCAGAAGAGGCCCAGAUGUGAGAGCAGCGAGCAGCCUGCCCCAGACCCCACUGCCAGGAACAAGAGCAGCCCCAAGGAUCCUUUGUCCUCCAAGCACAGAAAAGUGGACAAAAAGUAUCCAGAACAGCCUAAGAGCAACAAAGAAUCUGCAGGGGAUGUCACAAAUCCUUUCCCAGUGCCUUCUUUGCCAAAUGGUACCUCCCAGACAAGGAGACCUCAAGUCAAGUUUGAAAAACACCAUCCGAUAGAACAUUACAUCGAAGAAGCCAAGAGGCUGAAGCACAAAGCUGAUGCUAUGACCGACAAGAUUGGAAAGGCCUUUCAGUACUUGGAUGCUGCACUUGCCUUCAUUGAAUACGGGAUUGCCAUAGAAUCGGAUGCAGCAGCCCCCAAAUCAGCUUACAGCAUCUUUGCUGACACCAUGGAUCUCAUCAAGUUCAUAAUGACAUUGAAACCCUUUAUGGACUCUUCAGCAUCUUCACAUGAAAAAAUCUUUGCCGUGUUAUGCAUGCGCUGCCAGUCCGUUCUGCACAUGGCCAUGUUCCGUUACAAAAAGGACACUGCAGUAAAGUAUUCCAGGAUCCUCAAUGACCACUUCAAGAGUUCUUCCAGAGUAACACAAGCACCUUCUCCAUGUGUUGCAAGGAGCACUGGGACGCCUUCUCCUCUCUCUCCAAUGCCCUCUCCUGCCAGCUCGGGGAGUUCGCAGCCGGGAUCAAAUGCCAGCAGCUGUGGGGGCAGCAGCAUUGGCUCUUCAGUCAGCGUCCCCUGUAAUAUCCCAAUCAUCACUUCCUCCUAUGUCAACAUCACUUCCUAUGUCCUCUAUGCGUAUGAUAUUUGGGAACACGCCGAUGCCCUGGCCAGGAGGAAUAAAGAUUUUUUUGAUGAACUCAGCACAGCGGUGUGCGCUCUGGCACUGAACAGCAGCCUGGCCGAACUGGUACACUACACUAGACAGGGUUUACAGUGGCUGAGACUGGAAACAAAUACGCCUUAAGUGGUGCUCAAGGUGGUGAAAUGCCUUGAACUCUUUUGCACUUUGGAAGCCUCAGCGAUGGUCCAGCUUGCUGAAUCAUUAGACACAAAGCACCUGAGAA